UAUGCUCUUUAUAAUUCCACUGCAUUUUCUCUCUCUAAAAUCGCACUUUCUCUCUCUAACUCCUUUCUCUCUCUCUCUCUCUCUCUCUCUCUCUCUCUCUUCUGCAACUGAUUUUCUAGAUCAUAGUUCCCUAGAUUCUCCCAUUCUGUUUUCCCGCACUUUCUCGCCUUGAUUUUCUUCUCCGCCGCACUGGCCCGAGCUCAGUGACCUCUCGAUCACCGGAAUCCGUGGGGUAUCCGUUUCCUUCCUCGAUCGCUUUCUUCCGCCGUAACCUAGCGCCGUGUGCUGGUGCUAAUCACUGCCGUAGCUCACUUCGGAGCGCGCUCGAGUUGUUGCUGCGCUUCAUGAAGCUCCGGAGCAAUAUUUCUGGUGCGGCGAGUGCACGAUGGAGCCGUAAUUAUGCUGGAUUUGAGCGCCGGAGAAGGCUUUCAGCUGUUGGAGCUUGCUAAUUUGGGGUCGAGCAAGGGUUUGAGUGGAUUCACGUGUGAAUUGAUGAAUGGAAGGGUUCGGGUAUGAAAACGGUUGAAUGCAAGAUUAGUGAUUAGUGUUUAGAUUUGAGGAAAAAGUUUCUGAUUAGUGUUUCUUCUUUUUCUUUUGUUUUUUUUUGUUUUUUUCUAUUUUGUUUCGGGUGAUGUCACGGACUGAUAGAAUGAGCUCGGAUCUUAGCAGAACUGGUCCUGUGGAAAGAGACAUUGAGCAGGCCAUUACUGCUUUAAAGAAAGGGGCUUGCUUGCUCAAGUAUGGAAGAAGGGGAAAGCCCAAGUUUUGCCCCUUUCGGCUUUCCAAUGAUGAAUCUGUUUUGAUAUGGUUCUCAGGGAAAGAAGAGAAGCACCUUAAACUGAGUCAUGUCUCUAGAAUUAUAUCUGGACAGCGCACACCUAUCUUUCAAAGAUAUCCGCGGCCUGAGAAGGAAUACCAGUCAUUUUCUCUUAUCUACAAUGAUAGGUCACUGGACUUGAUAUGCAAGGAUAAAGAUGAAGCUGAAGUUUGGUUCAGUGGUUUGAAGGCAUUAAUUUCACGUAGUCAUCACCGAAAGUGGAGAACAGAAUCAAGAAGUGAGGGUAUUCCAUCUGAGGCUAAUAGUCCUCGAACAUACACUAGAAGAAGUUCUCCUUUAAAUUCUCCAUUUGGUAGUAAUGAAAGCCUGCAAAAGGAUAGUGGGGAUCACCUUCGCCUUCAUAGCCCAUAUGAGAGCCCCCCAAAAAAUGGUUUGGAUAAAGCAUUAGAUGUUGGUCUGUAUAUUGUUCCUCAAAAGGGUUUCUUCCCUCCAGAUUCUGCCAGUGCUUCAGUACAUUCUGUAUCAUCUGGAGGAUCAGAUAGUAUGCAUGGUCACAUGAAGACCAUGGGUAUGGAUGCUUUUCGAGUUAGUCUAUCAAGUGCUGUUAGCACAUCUAGCCAAGGUUCUGGUCAUGAUGAUGGCGAUGCUUUAGGGGAUGUUUUCAUUUGGGGGGAAGGCACAGGUGAUGGUGUUUUGGGUGGUGGGAAUCACCGGGUUGGGAAUUGUUUGGGUGUAAAAUUGGAUUCUCUAUUUCCCAAAGCCUUGGAGUCUGCAGUAGUUCUUGAUGUACAGAACAUUGCUUGUGGUGGACGACAUGCAGCAUUAGUGACCAAACAGGGAGAGAUUUUCUCCUGGGGGGAGGAAUCAGGAGGCAGGCUUGGGCACGGUGUUGACUCUGAUGUUCUACAUCCGAAGCUUAUAGAAGCUCUUAGUAAUACAAAUAUUGAACUUGUAGCUUGUGGGGAAUAUCAUACAUGUGCAGUGACACUUUCUGGUGAUCUUUAUACAUGGGGUAAUGGCACAUACAAUUAUGGUCUUCUAGGACAUGGAAAUCAAGUGAGCCAUUGGGUACCAAAAAGAGUGAAUGGUCCCUUAGAAGGCAUACAUGUUUCAUAUAUUUCUUGUGGACCAUGGCACACUGCUGUUGUAACAUCUGCCGGGCAAUUAUUUACUUUUGGUGAUGGUACAUUUGGUGCUUUGGGUCAUGGAGACCGAAAAAGUGUUUCAUUACCAAGGGAAGUAGAGUCCCUCAAGGGUCUUCGUACUGUGCGGGCUUCUUGUGGUGUUUGGCAUACUGCUGCAGUUGUGGAAGUCAUGGUUGGAAAUUCAAGUUCCAGCAACUGCUCUUCGGGUAAGCUGUUUACUUGGGGUGAUGGAGACAAAGGUCGACUUGGGCAUGGUGAUAAGGAAGCAAAACUUGUUCCAACCUGUGUUGCCCUCGUUGAGCCCAAUUUUUGUCAAGUUGCUUGUGGACAUAGUCUUACUGUUGCACUUACCACCUCUGGCCAUGUCUAUACAAUGGGUAGUCCUGUCUAUGGCCAGUUGGGAAAUCCUCAAGCUGAUGGGAAGCUACCAACCUGUGUUGAAGGAAAGUUGUCAAAGAGUUUUGUGGAGGAGAUAGCUUGUGGUGCAUAUCAUGCUGCAGUUUUAACUUCAAGGACUGAAGUUUACACUUGGGGGAAGGGUGCAAAUGGCCGAUUAGGCCAUGGGGAUACAGAUGAUAGGAAUACCCCAACAUUAGUAGAAGCUCUGAAAGACAAAGAUGUCAAAAGUAUUGCCUGUGGAACUAAUUUCACUGCAGCUAUCUGUCUGCAUAAGUGGGUGUCUGGUGUUGACCAGUCAAUGUGUUCUGGCUGUCGGAUGCCAUUUAAUUUCAAAAGAAAACGCCACAAUUGUUAUAAUUGUGGACUUGUUUUUUGUCAUUCAUGUAGCAGUAAGAAGUCUCUUAAGGCUUCAAUGGCACCAAACCCCAACAAACCUUAUCGUGUUUGUGAUAACUGUUUUAAUAAGCUUAGGAAAACUGUAGAAACUGAUUCUUCAUCUCAUUCUUCUGUCAGCAGAAGAGGAAGUGUCAAUCAGGGGUCUUUGGAGUUAAUUGAUAAGGAUGAUAAAAUGGAUUCCAGAUCUCGGAAUCAACUUGCCAGAUUUUCUUCAAUGGAAUCCCUGAAACAAGUGGAAAGCAGAUCUUCAAAGAAAAACAAGAAAUUGGAGUUCAACAGUAGCCGAGUCUCACCUGUUCCAAAUGGUAGUUCACAAUGGGGAGCACUGAAUAUUUCUAAAUCUUUUAAUCCUGUUUUUGGAUCAUCAAAGAAAUUUUUCUCAGCUUCUGUUCCUGGAUCAAGAAUUGUUUCCCGAGCAACAUCCCCAAUAUCAAGAAGGCCUAGUCCACCUCGUUCAACUACACCAACCCCUACACUAGGAGGUCUUACAUCCCCAAAGAUAGUUGUGGAUGAUGCUAAGAGGACUAAUGAUAGCCUCAGUCAGGAAGUUAUUAAAUUAAGAUCACAGGUGGAAAACCUGACUCGGAAAGCCCAACUUCAGGAAGUUGAGUUGGAAAGAACCACUAAACAGCUAAAAGAUGCAAUAGCAAUUGCUGGGGAAGAAACUGCCAAAUGUAAAGCAGCAAAGGAAGUAAUAAAGUCACUCACUGCCCAGUUGAAGGACAUGGCUGAGAGACUACCUGUAGGAGCUGCUAGGAAUGUCAAAUCACCCUCUCUUGCUUCUUUGGGUUCCAAUGAUGUUAGCUAUGCUUCCAUUGAUCGAUUAAAUAUUCAAGCAACAAGCCCAGAAGCAGACUUAACUGGAUCAAAUAACCAGUUACUUUCAAAUGGAUCAAGCACGAUCAGUAACCGUAGUGCAGGUCACAAUAAACAGAGCCAGUCGGAUUCAACUAAUAGAAAUGGGAGCCGAACAAAAGAUAGUGAAUCCCGUAAUGAGACCGAAUGGGUUGAGCAAGAUGAACCUGGUGUAUAUAUUACACUUACCUCCCUUCCAGGAGGUGUAAUAGAUCUUAAGAGAGUUCGUUUCAGUCGGAAACGGUUCAGUGAGAAGCAAGCAGAGCAAUGGUGGGCUGAGAAUCGUGCAAGAGUAUAUGAACAGUACAAUGUGCGUAUGAUUGACAAGUCUUCUGUUGGUGUUGGCAGUGAAGACCUGGCUCAUUGACAUAACCUGUAAAUGAGAUGUUUUUCCACAUUUUGGCUGGAAUUAGAGCUUAGAUCGUAUUGAUCAAUUACAUUUGGCUUCCAUCUAAUAUAAAGCAACAUGGGAAGCUGGGGAUUGGCAUAGUAGGAGAGAAUAGGGAUUGAUUGUGAUUUUGUAAUUCCUUUUCUUCUUUUUCCACUUUGAUUUCACUUUCCAUUUUUUCCCUAUAUGUACCUUGUGUGGGGGUUGAGGGUGAGAAAUGUAAAUUCUUAGCAGGAUGCAGGCUCUGGUUGAAAGGAGCUGCAGUGUAAAUUUCAUAAGCGAAUGCAUUAGCAAAUUUUUCUUCUACACGGCCAUGGAAGGAGCGACACUAAGGAGUUGAUUUUUCCUGCUCUUGCAAUAAUACCUAUUUGCCAGUUGGUGACAUCUAACGCCGUUGAACCACUUUACAUUAAUCUUGUCUUAGCACCGUUGAAGUUUAAUUGAUAGAAGACUGAAGAGAUUAAAAAUUUUAAAUGAUAAAAUUAGUUUUUUGUUUUUUC
This is a messenger RNA of Abrus precatorius (Indian licorice), 4461 nucleotides long. Its product is annotated as PH, RCC1 and FYVE domains-containing protein 1-like. Gene Ontology annotation, molecular function: metal ion binding. The transcript has 9 exons. The coding region runs from base 632 to 3940 and encodes 1102 amino acids. The record is from RefSeq and is a predicted model, not a curated record. Lineage: Eukaryota; Viridiplantae; Streptophyta; Magnoliopsida; Fabales; Fabaceae.